This is a messenger RNA of Lichtheimia ornata, 1707 nucleotides long. RefSeq lists its product as uncharacterized. Gene Ontology annotation, biological process: signal transduction; peptidyl-serine phosphorylation. Bases 1 to 1707 code for a protein of 568 amino acids. NCBI's taxonomy places the organism in Eukaryota, Fungi, Mucoromycota, Mucoromycetes, Mucorales, Lichtheimiaceae. Gene Ontology annotation, molecular function: ATP binding; protein serine/threonine kinase activity. The transcript is spliced from 4 exons. Gene Ontology annotation, cellular component: nucleus; cytoplasm. The record is from RefSeq and is a predicted model, not a curated record.
AUGACAACGACAUUUUCCAUUCGCAAGACUACUGCUGCUGCUGCUGCUGCUGCUUCUUCCCACAAGUGCAAGUAUAUCAAGCCCCGUGCCAUCCAAUCACCUGCCGCCUUACCGUUGCACACCUCACUUCCUCCUUCUCCGCCGCAUAAACAGCAGCAACUACAACAUCAUCCAACAGCAUCCUCGGUCGAUAGUACUCUCAGCACAAACAGCAGAGAUGUCAUUGUUGGUGAUCAAUGGCUUGUCCUAUCAAGAAUAGGCGAAGGCUCUUUUGGUGAAGUAUUUGAAGCCGAGGACAUUGACACCCAUCGACAUUAUGCCAUCAAGCGUGAACCACUUGACACACCUUUUUCUCAAUUACGACAUGAAAGCAUCAUGUAUGAUGUAUUAGCAGGUGGCCCUGGUAUUCCCCAAUGCCUGUGGUAUGGCGAACACGAUGACUUUGCAUGCAUUGUGAUCGAUCUCCUUGGAUCCAGCUUAUCACAAUUACGCGAGACGGUAGCCUACAUGUCCAUUGACACGGUAGUUGACCUUGGUUGCCAAAUGGUUACCAUCCUGGAACAUAUCCACAAUCGAGGCGUGGUGUAUCGCGACGUGAAACCAGACAACUUUUUAUUCCCUGCAAACUGCCAUUUGCCAACAACGACAAGCGUGGCUUCAUGUGCCGAUGUCUUUGACACCAACAAUAUUCCUCAGCUGAGCGUGGUUGAUUUUGGUCUUGCAACAUGGUGGCGUAAUCCACAAACGCAUAAACCAUAUCCACAAAGCAAACGCCGUAUCAAGCAUAAAACAGGGACAGCACGUUACGCAUCACUCAAUGUGCAUCGAGGCAAAGUGCAUGCUCGUCGUGAUGAUCUUGAAAGUCUCGGCUAUCUAUUGUUGGAUCUACUCAUCGGCACAUUGCCAUGGACCGGCAUUCAAGCAAAGAGCUCCAAAGCUGGAUGGGAUCGUAUGCGUGAGCUCAAAGAAAAUACCGAUCUUAGAGAUCUUUGUGCUGGAUUGCCACGUGGUUUACUUGAAUUUGUUGCCUAUACAAGAAGUCUUCAUUUUGCCGACACGCCUGAUUACGAUUACCUGAGACGGAUGUUACGUGAAUCGAUUGGUCAUGGUGAACUUGCAAAGUCCGUACCAGAAAAGUCUCCAUCCUUAUCAUCAUCAUCAUCCCAUCAUCAUCAUCAACAACAACGACAUGUAAAAGGUGGUACAACGACGAGUACAACAACAACAGCAGAGGAAGGUGUAUUUGUCAUGGAUGAUCUUGCACAUGAGUUGUCAGCAGUCGAUAUUCAACAACCCAAUUAUCGACAAGGACGACGAAGACGAAGAAAUAGUAGCAACAAUCAUCGAAAACGUUCCACUAGCAAAGGUAGUCUCCAUCACAAUACACCGAGACGUGGCAACAAUGCGCCAACUACGACGACACCACCAUCGCCACCCUCUCCAUGUUCCAUCUCGGCUGGUACUACUGGUGGUAGUAGUAAGCAUCAACAACAACAUGCACAACGUAAGAAACAUGGUGGUUCUUUGGUGGGUUGGAAUACGCACAAAAGUUCACGUGUAGCAGCAUCUGCGGUGUCAAAACAAAAAGUGGAAGAGGUGACAGCAACGCCUAUGGAUGAUGAAUGGAACAAAAUGAUGCUAUGGGGAGAAAAGCAAGCCUGCUGGGGACAACAGGAUCAACGCCAACACCCUCCUCCAUGGUUAUAG